Messenger RNA from Linum trigynum, 3777 nucleotides. The record is from the annotation of a GenBank genome assembly. Lineage: Eukaryota; Viridiplantae; Streptophyta; Magnoliopsida; Malpighiales; Linaceae.
CAAGAGAGGAUGCCUUCAAUACCAUCCAUAUAUGAGGUCAACUCCCCCAUUCCAUCUCUUCAUUAUAUGCAAAAACAUUUCUCCCCCUUUCUCUCCCUCCACAACCUUAAUUCACAUGGCUUCUCCCUCCUCCUCCACCGCCGCCACGGCCACCGCCAAGAAACAACCACCGCCGCCACCGCCAUCAUCAUCGCCAUACAUCACACCGAUCCUCCUCCCCCAGCGCCCGCGCCUCCACCGCCUCCUCCCCCACCGCCGCCGCCGCCACCUGCCCACCGUCCGCCUCGGCCCGCGGUCCCCGCGCCGCCUCUCCCUGACGCGAAUGCUGCGGCGCGUGCGGCUGCGGUGGCUGAAGCUCCGACACUCGCAGCUCUUCAAGCGGCUGAAGGAGUACUACCGGGGGCUGGUGAAGGACAUCAUCGAUGCCGGCGCCACCAUCGAGGCUUACCAGCAGCGUCUCAUGAUGGAGACCAGCCUCGCCGUCCCCAUGGGCGUUUCUUUCUCCAGCUUCCCUUCCAUCGCCGCCGCGGCCGGCGGCGGGAGCCGCCGUUUCUGAUCGUCAACAAACCAUGAAGAAUUGUGUACAAACCGUCCUCUUUUGAGCCCUUUGUGAGAUCCAAUUCUCAAAUCUUUUUAUGAAAAAAAGAAGAAGAAAAGCGUUAUAUUAUCAUCAUCAAGGAGCCAAUUUGUAUCUUUAUAAAUAUGAAGACAUAAUAAUAUCGAUGACGCUGUAAUGUGAGUUUCCAGUUUCAUUUCAUUAUUGUUGCUUCUUCUCUUCUCCGAUCCAAAUUGUUUCCUUUAGUUCAUUUCGUUUAUUUUUCUAUAUAUGGACGAAAUUUUUUAUCAUUCUACUGAUGGAAAUAUUAUGGAAUGGUCUCUAUGGGUCUGGCAUUAUUGAAUCGCGCGAAACGACAUCAUUCAAUAAGUGUUUACGAGGAUUUUAAUCAUUCGAGUCGGAGUAUAUGAGAUGAAUCCAUAAAACGUAAAAAUAUAUGUUGAUUGUUUAUAUUUAAGAAAUGUAAUCUCAACACUUAACAGAGCGUCACAUUAUUCACAUAGAAUUAUUGCAUUGUGGACAUACGCUGGCACAGUUAAUUUUGAGCACAUAAAAGGAUAAUAUUCUGACCAAUGCUUAACAGUUCUCAGUUCAUGAGCCAAAAGUAGUGCGUAGUAUUCCAAAUUAAUGAAAUUGAGGCCGUUUUGGUGUACGUUCGGUUUAAAGUUUUGCCAAAUUAAGUAUUUGAGAUGUUGGGUGGAAAAUGGAAAUAAUUUGGUACAAAAUUCAAGCCAAGCGUUAGCCUGAUAGAUUUUUUUGUUUGUUUGUUUGCUAUAUAUGUGGUGGGAUAACGGAAUUUGUUUCCAUAGUAACAUUAUUUUUUCCUUGCUAGAAACAUAAAUCAAAAAUUGGAAAACCGAUACGGUACAAGCUUGUAAAAGUGUUCGUUAAGAAAAGGGGAGCAGAUCCGGUGAGUAACCUUGUGGUGAGUAACCAUGAGUAACAUGUCCACAUCAGCAUGACAUCAGCAUCCUCUCUCUCCUAGCAAAUCUUUAAUUUUUUCCUCUUUAAUAUUUGACGGACGAUUUCUCACUCAUUUUAAGUCGAAAUUUAAUUUUUUUUACAGUUAGAUCAGAUUAAUUGUGCUCUUCAAAAUGAUAUCCACUUUAAUAUAUUUUUCGAACAAAAAAAAUUGAGCCAUUUUUUACCAGUCUAUACCAUAUGGUAUUGACUAGUAUUGAAAUAAAAACAUACCUAUGGUUUGAAAAAAAGUACCAUGGUGGUAUGAACAAACCAAGACUGUAGGAUGGUUGAAUACCUGAUAGUAGAAAUAUAUUAAUUGUCAUUUACGACAUUGUAUGGUAUUGUGUGGUAUUUUUUGGUCCUGUAAUUUGUUCACCCAGAAAUUUGUAGAUCUAAUAUAUCAUGAUGAACUCGUCCCUUCUGUGCAAACGUUUUCAAAAACGAAUUAAAAAUGAAGAAAAUACCAUAUGUUAUGCAGUUGGUACCGAGAGGCCAGAAUUUUUUGUUCUAAAAAAAUAUUGAAAAUUGAUCUCAUUUUGUAGAGCACGAUGAACUCGUUCCACCUGUGCAAAAAAAAUUAAAAUCCGAGUUAAAACGAAAAAGAUAUGAGCCGAUUAAGAAAGCUAGAGAAAAUAAAAAUGAUCUUUAAUUCUCCAUCCUUAUAUCUGGAUUUUCUAAAUGAAGAGUGCAGAUUUGGUUAUUGAUGGAUGCAUAACCCAUGGUUAUCCACCCUAUCUUGAGCCUAAGAAAAAGGCAUGGUCGAAGCAGGUCUGAUUAUACUACCUACGUGGAUUAAUUAUGAAGAUUAACCUUCUGAACAUGUUUUUUUCCAUUAUUAGAUAGAUGGUAAAUGAUCAUGAGCAAUUAACUUGAUAAUAAUAAAUUCAACUUAUUUUAAACAAUAAUAAAUUAUAGUUGCGUUAGCGCUCGAAUUUUUUUCGGUUUGAUAUUAUUGUUUAAAUUAAUUUUUUUUUGCAUGUCUGCUAGAUAAAAGUGACAACCUAACAAUCUGUCUAUACAAUACAUGUAAAAAAUAAUUAAAUUGAAUAAUCAGCUGGAUGGAAAUUCAAUAGGAGUGGCGUUAGGUUAGAUGUGCCUGUUGGAUGACAUUCUUUUUAUGUUAAUUACGUCAUUAGAGCUAAUAAGACGCAAUGCAACUUUGGCUUUUACAUUGUGUUUGUAGUGGUUUUGUAAACGCGAUUUUCAGGUUCAUUAAUCCAAAAAAAAUAUAUAUAUUUACCGACAAGUUCAAUCAAAUAGGAACGAAAGGAUUUAGAUUAAUAGUAAUAUCACUGACUUAGAACCUGGAGGUGUCAAGUUCGAAUCCUUUAAAUGAUAAAUAAGUGCUUUAAUCACAAGAAAAUAAAAUCUAUAUCACCCUUAUAAAAGUAAGUAGUUGAUUAAAAUAGGAAUGAAAAAUGAAAAACACACAUAAAUUCAGUUCUAAACCUUCCAAAAAGAUCAUGUGCCAUAUUUUUCGCGAUCUGCUUCUGACUCCGGAAUAUAUUAACAAUUAUUACAAAAUAUAUUUUUCGUUGAAAUUAUAAAAUAUUUUCAUGGGUACAUAAUAAAACAAAUAAUUGGAGAAUAUAAAUGGGCCCGUGGGGCCCAAUAUGUAACAGAACAAAGGCACAUCUUGUGACGUGUACAUAAGCCAUGUUGAUAAGAAAGAAAAAUUAACUAGGACAUAUAUCAAUAAUUGAUAUUAUUAAAUAAUGAUAAUUUAUUUAUUGUUGUUUUCACUGUCGGUUCGCUGUUGAUCACUCAUGAUGUGGCUGUAGGCCCAGUUUUCAUGUUAUAUAUAUGUGAAUUGUGAUGUUAUGUUAGCACAGAUUCCCCUUCCCAUCUUCAAGCUCAGAUCCAUCCUCACUAUACAACAAAGAUGGACAACUAAUCAACACAAUAAUUUAUGAAUUAUUAUAGUUAAUUAAGUACUGAUGAGAUACAUUACGACUGAUCACUACGGUCCUUGAAUCUCAGACUCCCACUAAGUAUUUAAUUAAUUAAAUACUUGCAUUUCACCCAAUAAUAUAUAAGAAUUUUAUUUUCAUAAGUUUAUGGAAUAUAAUGUAACCUUUCUAUGGAUUUCCUAGCUAAUAAGGCCAUAACACGCACUUAGGCAUAGGCGGAGCUAGAGGGCAUGGGAUGUGUCCCGGGACACAGGUAAUUUUUGGUAAAAAAAUAUAUCUAUAUGUAUAUUUAUGUAUCAAUUAAGGAUUGCACUGAUUAAUUUUAGGUAAUAUAAAAGUGUUUUAUCA